AUGCUUCAAACUCUCGAUCUCAUGGCGCGUGCCGCGCUCGCCCUGCUGCUCGCGCUCCCCGUCUCCUCCGGCUUCCAGUUCGACCGUCUCGACCCCGAGGUGGUCGCGACCCUGCAGCACGAAGACCUCUCCACGGCCUGGGGCAGCGACAUCGGCCCGAAUGCGACCUGGUUCGCGGCGCACGUCGCGCGGCGCGAGGUCUUCCUCGCGCGCGGCGGCGGCGCCUACGCGCCGGACGAGCUCGCCACGCUGCGGAGCGCGCUGCUGGCGCCCUUCGUGAGCGACGGCGCCGCGCCGCGCACCGCGGUCAAGGGCGACGGCGGCGGCGAGCCGUUCGGCGGCGACGCCGCGGCCGCCGCGCUGCUCGCGGGCCUGGGCGCGCCGGAGCCGGUGGCGUCCGACGCGCGCGAGGAGCGCAUGUCCGUCGUCGCGCGCCUCGAGUACCUCUUCGGCGUCGACGCGUCGGAGCGCGCGGCGACGGCCGCCGUCGAACGCCUCUUCCCCAAGCCCGUCUUCGACCUCGACCGCGGCGACACGGCCCACGUCUACGUGUCCGCGCCCGGCGCCGCGGCGCUGGCGAACCACACGGACCUCAACGACGUCGUCGUCUUCCAGAUCGCCGGGGCCAAGGCCUGGCACGUGCACGCCGUCGCCAAGCACGGCACGUGCGCGACGUACGACGCGAGCGAGAUGUCGGGCCUCGAGGUCUGCGACGACUUCGAGCUCGGGCCCGGCGACCUGCUCUUCCUGCCCCAGGGCGCCGUGCACAGCGCGCGCGCGACGGAGGCGGAGGGCUCGACGCACCUCACGCUCGGCCUCGCCGGCACGCGGGCCGCGGUCUGCGACGAGCAGGCGCCGGCCGGCGAUCUCAUGGCCGAGUUCCGGCGCCAGCUCGACGAGGGCGACCUCGGCCUCUGCGACAUCAGCAGCACCGGCUGCCCGCCCAACACGUACAGCAGCAGCGGCUACUACGCGGGCAAGGACUGCCAGGACUGGCCCUACCUGUGCGGCGGCAGCUGCGACAACGGCUGCGACGAUUCCCACAGCGGCUGCGACGACGAAUGCGACAGCUGCUGCACGUGCACGAACUGCGAGGACUGCCCCGGCGGCCGCUACAGCUCCGGGUCCGCGACGGGCUGCGCGGCGUGCCCGCAGGGCACCUACACCUUCGGCGGCGAGGACUGCACGUCCUGCCCCGCGGGCUACUACGGCGCCUCGUCGGGCCUCGACGCGAACGCCGGGGCCUUCGUCGCCCUGGGCGCGGGCCGCGUCUGCGCCGACUGGACGGAGUUCGCCGCCUACUGCCCGAGCGACGCGGGCGCCUGCCGCCCGGAGGGCUACGUCUGGGGCGGCGGCUACGUGGCCACGGGCAUCUUCACGAGGGUCGCGGGCUACUGGGAGAGCUGGAGCUCCUUCGAGCGCUACUGCCCGGACGUGUCCGGGGGCUGCGGCUACGGCUACGACACGGACAACGCGCUCGGCCUCCCGGCGUCCGUGAGCCUCGAGGGCUGCCAGGACCAGUGCAUGGAGGCCGGCUGCGACGCCAUCUACUGGUCCCAGGGCCACGGCUGCGGCAACUACUUCGGCGGCCACCUCCAGGGCGACGACGACAGCGCCGGCCAGGUCGAGUACUACGAGUUCUCCACGACGGACGCGGGCGACAGCCUCGAGGCCUGCCAGGACCUCUGCACGAGCGAGCAGUGCGACGGCAUCUACUUCGACGCCGACGACUCCACGGGCUACGGCUGCGGCCUUUAUUUUGGCUGCGCGCCGUCGAACGGGAACGCGCAGGGCAUGGACUACUACUACUGGAGCCACGGCUGCAGCGAGUGCGCCAGCGGGCGCUACUCGAGCGUCGACGGGGCGACGGGCUGCAAGAGCUGCCCGUCGGGCACGUACGCCGAGGCCGGCCGCUCGACGUGCACGACGUGCGCCGCGGGCAGCUACGCCGGGAGCGGCGCGUCCAACUGCACGGCGUGCCCCACGGGCUACGUCUCCACGGGCGAGACGGGCGCCAUCUCCCUCGAGACGGCCUGCACGCUCUGCGAGGCGGGCACGUACGACGCCGGCACCGAGUGCGUCACGUGCCCCGCGGGCACCUACAGCGGCGACGCCGCGACUGAGUGCACGGACUGCCCCGCGGGCCGCUACUCGGGCCACGACGGCGCGACGGGGUGCGCGGCGUGCCCCGGCGGCACGUACCAGGACGCGGCCGGCGCGACGGACUGCGUCGACUGCGCCGCCGACAACGACGACGGCGAGCCGGGCCACUACUCCACCUACUCCGACGGGGCCGCGUCGCAGGGCGAGUGCGUCUGCGAGACCGGCUGGGCGGGCGAGCUGUGCACCGUGACCUCGUGCUCGACCGUCGCGACGAUCUCGCUCGGCCACAUGCUCCUCAUGGCGAACCCGCUGACGCGCGCGUACAUCGGCACGACGGCGGCCGUCGACGACACGGUCACGGUGACGAACGACGUCCGCUCCGCGCUCCAGGAGUGGGACCUCGACAGCAACAACAUCCUGACCUACGCCGAGGUCACGGCCUGCCUCGCGACGUACCACGUCAACGUGACGAACCUCGACGACACGAACAACUACGUCUGGUCCGUCCCCGUGCCCGAGCCCAUCGUCGCGUCGACGGACGACUGCGAUACCGCGGACUCGCUCUACACCGUCUCCAUCGUGCAGGCCACGGGCGCCAUCUCGGACACGGACGACUUCAAGAUCCGCGCGUUCGGCAACAACGACGUCAAGCUGAGCUACAGCUGCGAGGUCUGGGACGACGACACGGGCACGGCGUCCGCGACGUUCCCGACGUCCUACGGCCUCCGCAAGAUCUUCUUCCUGGUCAAGUCCGACGACGUCGACGACGCGGCGAUCACGAUCACCGUGUCGCAGCCCAGCGGCAUGUCGAGCACCUGGGACGCGACGCUCUCGCAGGACGACAACGACGACUACUUCUCGUACACGAUCGAGACGGAUCAGAAGGAGUACUACACGAACGACGACGACGACUCGACGGUCCUGAUCACGUCCAUGGUCACGAGCGCGAUGGCGUCGCUCCAGAUGUCCCAGACCUACUACUGGGGCGGGAGCACCUUCAUCGACUCCUACGCGGCGUCGUUCCCGUCGACGUCCGACUCGUCGGACGUCUGCGGCGCGAGCCUCGACACGCCCGUCGACGUCACGUGGGCCUACACGGAGGACGCGUACCCGGACCCGGACGACGACGCGGGCUCGAUCGUCUACCGCCAGUGCGGCUACCUCAACGGCAUCGAGAUGGACGACGACUCCUUCCCCUCCGACUACGUCGACGCGUCCACCGGCCGGUCCUACACGAUCUCCGACGGCCUGAGCAUCGCGCAGAUCGACACGAAGCGCAUCUACUGCAUCUACACGGAGUACGACGGGGACGGCGACGACGACGCGGACGCCGCGCUCACGUCCAUCAUCUGCAUGGUCGGCCUCCGCGUCCUCGGCGCGCCCCUCGACAUCCUGCCGGACAUGGGCAACGGCGCCGCGGGCUUCAACGGCGUCACGCUGACGUGGCUCGACACGUACAACAGCGAGGGCGAGUUCAACGUCUACCGCCGGUCCCAGGGCACGUCGGCGAGCUCGAACACCCAGGUCGCGGACGUGCUCGUGCCGAGCUCCAAGUGCGGCGCCACGGUCGCGCCCCUCACGUUCACGGACACGAAGACCGGCUACACGCCCGGUGCCCGCGUCGUCUACACCGUCGUCGCGAACCCGAACUGGGCCGACCAAGACACGGACAUGACCAAUUUCACGGGCACGACGGUCUACACCGUGCCCUGGCUCAGCCUCUUCACGGUGAGCGUCGUGACGUCCAGCGGCGCGGGCACGCCCGUGCCCGACGUCUACGUGAGCGUGUCCCACAUGCUCGACAGCACGACGAUGGACCCGAGCUACGACCCCGUCGUCUACGGCUACACGGACGUGAACGGCGACUACAGCCCGCUCAUCCGCAUCGUCGACGAGACGUGGAGCGCGUCGAAGCAGUACUUCAACGUGACCUGCAGCCUCGUCGACCCCGUGCUCGGGCCCCACGUCUUCAACCCGUCCUGGCAGGCCGUGACCUCGACGCACGUCUACGGCGGCAAUGCCAACAUCAAGGACGAGACGUCCGUCUCGGUCCGCGGCUACCUCCGGUCGGGGGGCGGCACGGACAGCUCGAACCCGGACCGGAACUUCGACAAGUACUGGGGCGACUGCGGCGACCAGAUCCUCCCCUCCUGGGAGCCCGAGGCCACGGCGGGCCAGUGCUACUGCGCGCUCCCGUCGGGCCAGACGAUCUACAUGCUACGCGAGAGCGGGUCGACGGACUCGUACUCGACGGACGACCUCGGCUACUUUGAGUUCGCGCCGAUGAUCGGCGAGCUCGUCACCGUGUACUUUGAAGGCUACGCCGGGAGCGACAACAACACCGCCAUCGACUUCAAGGUCUCGACCGACGUCGACGACGACGACGCGGUCGUCCAGACCAAGGUCGCGGCCCCGUCGAUCACCUUCACGACGGACGGCGACGCGAACGUGGACUUCGUCACGAGCACGUGGAUGUACAUCACCAUCUCGCUCCUCGGCGGCGCGGCGGGCCAGGAGUUCAUCACGGGCCAGGGCUUCUCCGUCACGGCGGACAGCUGCGGCUUCGAGAAGGAGCUCGUCACCUACAUGGGACUCGACACGGUCAAGGUCUUCCCGCUCGAAUCCUACACCGUGACCAUGUACGAGAGCGAAGACCUCGACGGCGAGACGCUCGAGAAUUGCGAGGACUACUCCUACGACGACAUCGUAUCGAACGACGACGAUUCCGUCGACGUCAACCCCUGCCGCGUGCCCAUCCCGGGCUUCUCGGGCAGCGACCGCCUCCCCUGCGCCGUCUCCGAAGCGGGCUCGAGCAACAACCGCAUCGACCAGUGGUUCAAUGACCUCUACCUCAACGAGCUGACGGGCGUCGACAUGUCCAACGGCGACGUGCAGGAGAACUUCACGUACACGGCGCCGAUCUGCCUGAGCUUCGUGGAGCUGCUGCCGCUCGUCAGCGGCGAGCUCACGCCGAUCGAGUACGAGAGCACCGACGACGAGCGCGACGCCACGACCGAGCCGUACAACAACUGCGGGUCGACCGGGGCCUGCUUCUCCGAGUACCCGGACUACAACGAGCUCCUCCUCCUCGACGCGCCGGCCGCGACCAUCUCCGACGACAACGAAUACGGCGGCCCCACGUGCAUCAACUCGACGUCGAUCUUCGUCAAGGAAGAGGACAACCUCGUGCUGAGCUUCAAGCUCGUCGAGCGCUACCCCGGCGCCGUCUGCGCCUGGCCCUGGCAGUACAGCGAGUACGCGUCCGUCGACGGCGACGACGACGAUUACCAGAACACCUGCGGGAGCGACGGCGCGCCCGUCUCGCUCACGGACGACAACGUCUACGUCGAGGCCGCGCCGACGAACGGCGACGGGUUUGACAUCGACAUCACCCUCAACGACCGCAUUUCGGGCCUGACGACGACGAUCAGCGACGAGUACGACCUGACGGUCGACUACACGUCGAUGUACGACGGCUUCGGCUACGUCUACGAGCUGACGCCCGCCGCGCUCAACGUCUUCUCGCCCUACACGCUGCAAUUCAGCCUGGCGUUCUCCCGCGAGUUCGACGGCUCGGAGGUCGACUUCGACCGCGUCAUGGCCGUCCUGGGCACGGCGCCGGACAACGUGCCGCGGCUCUACGCGGCGACGACGGACCCGACGCUCAUCUUCGCCGUGAUCCGCGAUCCGCCGGGCGGCACGUCGUCGGUGAGCAUGGAGGAGGGGUCGACCCUGGGCGUGUCCAUGUCCAUCGCCGGCUUGCACGCGGGCGCCUACGGCUACGCGGAGGAACUCUCGGCCAAGAUGGGUAUCAACACGGAAGAAAAAAUAAUGAUCGCGCCGCUGGGCAUCGGCACCAGUACGACUGGUGAUAAGAUUGAAUUGAAGGCCGGCAUCAAGGGAGAGCAGGACUCGACGGUGACGACGGUGACGCGCGAGAACACCAAGUCCUUCGAGUUCGAGUUCGAGUUCACGACGGGCAUCUCGACGAGCGGAGACCCCUUCGAGGCGGGCCAGCCGUCGGACCUCAUCGUCGGCGGCGGCGCGAACCUGCGCAUCCUCUCCGCGACCCAGGUCUACGCCUACCUGUCCGACAAGAGCGAGGCGGCGACCGCGUACAACGACGACCCGACCGAGGGGCCCCAGUACUGCGUCGUCACGCAGAACACCUACGAGUGGUUCCCGGAGACGGUGACGACCUACGUCCUCAGCGCGAGCCAGAUCGAGCAGCAGAUGACGCGCCUCGCCAAGCAGAAGACCGACGCGGACUGCUCGGAUUCCACGAGCUGGUACGCGAGCGGCAACCCGUCCGAGGACUGCGACUACGUCGCCGAGUACGCGAGCAACGACGACACGGCCCAAAGCCGCUGCCAGCUCACCGACGACACCGGCGUCAACGCGUCGUCGGCCUGUCCCAUCGCCUGCGACACGUGCCCGUCGACGUCGCUCAGCGCCGCCGAGCUCGAGGAGAUCCAGCAGGCCAUCGACAACUGGCAGACGGUCCUCAAGAACUACCGCGCCACGAGCGAUCGCGACGAGGUCGCGACGCUCCAGACCCACAUCAACUCGAUCCUCUCGAGCAUCUCGUCGACCUUCACGACGUUCCUCAGCGACUCGGACACGACGAGCACGUUCACCGACUUCCUCAACACGGGGCAGCUCUACCUCGAGUCCGUGCGCGUCGUCGGCGGCAUCACUCCCCUGUAUUCGUACGUGCAGAUGCUCACGCAGGCGGAGUACCUCGGCGCCGUCCUCAUCGACACGAAGGCGAACUGCGAGAGCGGCUCGCUCUACGGCGACGAGACGUGCGACGUCUACAGCAAGAUGCAGUCGAGCCUCGAGAUGGUCAAUAACCUCCUGGGCAUCUGCGACGACUUCGACAUGGUCACCCUGCCGUCCUUCACGGCGUUCUGCUCCGUCCCCGAGAACAACGGCGACGACCUGCUGCCCAACUACAUGCUCGACACCGUCGGCGACGGCACGCGCUACAUCACCUUCGGGGCCGGCGCCGAGAUCGAGAUGGAAUACGCGUUCACGCAGACGUCGACGCUGGAGCAGGUCGUCGGCUACGCCGCGGAGGCCGAGUUCUCGGCGUCGCUCUUCGCGGAGAGCAAACUGAACAUCGUCGGCGCCGAGACGGAGGAGGAGAUGGCGCUCACCACCAAGGGCUCCGUCGCCGUCGAGCUCGGGCGGUCCGGGGAGAAGAGCCAGGCGCGGAGCCACGCGGUGUCGAUCUCGCUCGGCGACGAGGAGACCGGCGACGUCUUCGCCGUCAAGAUCGAGACGGACACGGUCUACGGCACGCCCAUCUUUACGACCAUCGGGGGCGAGUCGACGUACGGCUUCGAGGUCCAGGAGGGCGCCACGUCCUGCGAAGGCCAGGUGCCGGGCGACGCGAUCUACUUCGGGAUCAUCCUGCAGAACACGAUGGAAAUCGACCAAGUUACCGCCGACUACCCGGUCAAUUUCAACCUCCAGGUCGACCAGGUCUACGCGCCCUGGAACGCGGGCAAGGACUACUACGACGCCGACAACGACGGUUGCGGGUCCGACGGCUACCACCUCGGCCUCGACAUCACCGUGAUGGACGGGUCCGGGCGCGGCGCGGGCGACCUCGCGCAGUUCGCGAACGGCAUCGAGUUCGGCCAGUGGGAGUACAUCCUCAAGAUCGAGCACGGGCCCGACACGGCCUGCGACGACUAUACGGGCAUCACGAUCUCCAUCUACACGUCGUGCGCCGCCGACAGCUGCACGCAGUACCAGGAGCAGCUCAACGACGACGGCAGCAUCACGGUCCUGCACCCGGUCUGGCACAACUCGACGUACUGCGACGGCUCCGACGACGAGGACUGCGAGAACAACGCCUGGGACGAGGACUACGAACCCUUCGGGUGCUACUACUCGCCGUCGUUCUCCAUCCCCAACUUUGGCUGGGACCGCUGCUCGUCGGAGCUCGGCCUCGAGGACGACGACACGUGGGUGGCGAGCGACUCCGGGGACACGUGCACGCAGGUCGGCGAAAACAAAGACUCGUUGUGCGGCGUGGACGGGACGAGCGACGCGGACGAUUUCGACGACGACGAGAUCGUGCCCGCCUACGACGCCUGCGUCAAAGCGUGCUGCGACUACGUCCCCGCCCUCGACACGCAGACGCGCCGCCGCCGCCGCCGGUCCCUCGCGGCGCUCGCGGACGACGCCAAGAUGCGCAAGUGGCUCAAGCGCGACGCGCGCGCCGCGCCCGCCGCGAUCCGCGAGACGUCGACGACGACCAUCAUCCACGAGAGCCGCCGCGAGCACGUCGUCGCGACGGCCGCCGCCGCCGUCGUGCUCGUCGCGUCGCUCGCCUUCGUCUACCAGUACUCGCCGCACUGGAACAUCACGGACCCCCAGUCGCUGGCGACCAGCGAGCGGCGGGGCAUGCUCGCGUACACGCGGUCGCGGGUCCUGGACAUCAUCGCCGUGGCGCCCUACGUGCUCGACGGCGUGCACGCGCUGUUCCGCAGCGGCACCGCGCGCGCGGCGCCCGUCGACUUCGAGCGGCUCCGCCAGAGCCUCUACACGCACGCGCGCGCCGUGGAGACCUCGUCGGCCUACUACGUCUACGCGGGCCUCGAGGACGGCACCUUCGCGGGCUACGAGGUCGCCCGCGGCGCCGUCGCGUACUCGCUGCUCCACGGCGGCGCGUGCCCCUGGAACUACAGCGCCGCCUGCGGCGGCGCCGCGGACGACCCCUGCGCAGAGGGCUACCCACCGGCCGCGCGGUGCUUCCGCACCUACGCCACGGACAACCACACGGGCGUGCCGCUCUGCGACCCGGCGAACGCGACGCCCGCGAGCGGCGCGACGCCGCAGCUCCGGCCCCAGGACGGCUGCUGGUUCGACAAUCACGCGAGCGACGACGCCUACGACCCGCGGGCCCGGCCCUGGUACGAGGCGGGCGGCGACGCCUUCGACGCGACGGGCGCGACGACCCAGUUCUGGAGCGACCCCUACCUCUUCAGCACGGGCGUCGUCGGCGUCACGGCGGGCCGCGCGCUCGUCUCCUCAAGCGACGGCGCGUUCGUCGGCGUCGGCGCGGUAGACGUGAGCUUCGACGCGAUCCACGCCGCGCUCGCGGCCUACGCGAUCGACGAGGGCGCGCUCGUCUUCGUCACGGACGCCGCGGGCAAGCUCGUCGAGGCGUCGGACCUCUUCGGCGCGGGGCCCUACGAGAUCAUGGCCCGGGACUCGAGCGACCCCGUGACGGCGGCGGCGGCGCGGCUCGCGACGACGCCGGGCUUCGACGACUGGCACAUGGCGGAGGCGAUCUUCUACGCGCCGCGCCCGCGCGCGUGCAGGGGGGGGGGGGGCGCCACCGCCGCCGCGCAGGUCGACGACCACCCCUACAUGCUCCUGCGCGUGAACGUCGACGACGCCUUCGGCUUCUCGUGGAACGCGACGGCGGUGCACAACGUCUACUGCCCCGACGGGCAGGGCCUCGACAUGGACGCGCUCAAGCGCGGCCCCGCCGCGUGCGCGUCGUGCGAGCCGCCGACGUGGAGCGUCGGCGACGCGCUGCACUGCGACUCGUGCACGCGCGACUAUUUCUUGGACGCGAGCGGGUCGUGCGAGAAGUGCCACCACGUCAAGGGGGUCGAGCCCUGCGACGCCGAGGGCGUGACCGUCGAGACGCUGGCGCUGCGGUCCGGCUACUGGCGGUCGUCGACCGACUCCCUGCGGACGGCGGCGUGCGACUUCGUCGACGACUGCCCCGGGGGCCGCGGCGGCGGCGACGGGCUCUGCGCGGGCGAGAGCCGGGGCCCCAAGUGCGCGCUGUGCGGCGCCGGCUUCGUCGCCGCGGGGAGCCCCGACGGCGAGAGCCUCGGCUGCGAGCCCUGCGGCGGCGCCGCGGGCUGGCGCCGCGAGGUCCUCGUCCUCGCGGCCGCCGCGGGGCUCGUCCUCGUCCUCGCGGCCGUCGCCCUGCGCCGCCGCGCGGGCCGCGAGGCCGCCGCCGCGUUCCUCGACCACCUCGACAGCCACGACGGCGACCCGUCGGCCCUCGUCGAGGACGACGCGGAGGACGCCGUCGAGGCCUCGAGCGUCGCGUGGCUCUGGAACGCGGUCCGCCCGAAAAUCAAGUGCGCGAUAAUCCUCUUCCAGCUCCUCGGCGACAUGGAGUUCGUGCUCGACGUGCCCUUCCCGCCGCUCUACAGCAAGGUCUGGAACGCCCUGGGCAAGGUCGUCAAUAUCGACCUCGUCGAGGCCGUGCCCCUCGGCUGCUCCUUCGGCUGGGGCUUCGGGACGCGGCUCGUCGUGACGACGCUCUGGCCCCUCGGCGCCGUCGCGGGCGUGUGGCUCGCGCUCGGCCGCCGGCGCGAGACCCGGGGCAAGGCGACGCACGCGUCCAUCGCGAUCCUCUACGUCGUCUUCCCGUCCGCGUCCCAGCUCCUCUUCCAGAGCUUCGUCUGCGAGAACUUCGACUACCCGCACUCCGACGCGUUCGCGCGCGUCCUCGUCCUCGACUACGCCGUCUCCUGCCGCUCGCCGAGGUACCACGCCAUCCGUUUCUACGCCGCGCUCUUCUGCGCCGUCUACCCCGCCGUGCCGCUCUUCUUCUUCGCGCUCCUCUGGCGUCACCGGGACCGGCUGAACCCGUACCUCGACUUCGCCGCGUUCGUGGACCUGGCGACGCCGACGGGCGGCGGCGGCCUCAAGGCCCUCGCGGCCUCCGACGACGCGGCCGCGCGCGAGUCGCGCGCGUUCCUCCGCGAGCUCGACGAGGCCGUGCCGCGCGCGAAGCAGAGGGUCCGCGACGGCUUUCUGGAGAUCGCGCCCUACAGCCUCCUCUACCGCGAGUGCGUGCUUUCGUCGCGCCGCGGCGCCGCGAUCAUCGUCACGCUCGUCUACAUCGUCGCGCUCGCGCGGCGCGUCGACAUGUCCGACGAGCCGCGCUUCUCGCGGGAGGUCUACCGCGGCCUCCUCUUCCUCUGCGGCGUCGUUUUACCGCUCGCGCUCAUCGCGCUCAUCGUCGCGCGCGUCGCGCGGCGCGCCGCCGCGGAGGGCGACGAGGUCGAGGCGCGCGACGCGCCCGCGGAGCGCGACGCGCCCGAGCGCCCGCGGUCCCCGCUCGAGCUCGAGGCGGCCGAGCGCGAGCCUCCGCCGGGCGACGACGGCGACGACGGCCUCUACCCCGAGACCACGAUCGCCUUCGAGGACAUCACGUUCCCCGAGGCCCUCGCCAACGCGCCGGCGAUGGGCAUCAACGGCUUCCUCACGUGGCACAAUCAGAUGAUCUCGGGCACGUUCUCGAGGAUGAUUGAGCCGGAGUAUGGCCUCUUCGUGUGGGACGACGGGGACGCGCCGGCGGAGCAGAAGACGCUGCUCGAGUACGUCAAGUGGGACGACAACGCGCCGGACACGCUCGAGGGCGAGUGCUCCUUCCUCUUCAAGGGCGUCCACGCGCUGCACAACGCGCGCCAGGCGCUGUUCCUCUUGCGCGGGGUCCUGCGCAAGCAGGUCCCGCGGGGCAUCUCCGGGCUGGACGCGACGUUGAUGCGCGAAGUCAAGUUCGAGGUCAAGACCGCCGACGAGUUCGACCUGCUCUUCAUGUCGGCGCGCGCCUCGCGCGACGAGCUCGUCGCGAAGAACCCGAAGAAGCAGCAGACCUACUCGGGCGACGUCGCGGUCCGCCGGAGGACCAUCUCGUACUCGUUCACGACGCUCAAGCAGUGGGCGGAGUACAUCGGCGCGGAGGGCGCGGUCUUCACGAAGCACGGGUUCGACGAGAAGCUCUGCGUCGGCGUCAUCCCCACGGGCGUGCUCAAGAAGGGCCUCGGCGACGACGACGCGCAGACGGCGUGGCACGAGGCCUGUGCGAAGCAGGGCUUGGUGCCCUUGGACGCGACGCGCGCGAUCAUCGGCGCGGAGAGCCUCCUGGUCUCAGAGGUCGCCCUGUCGCUCGCGGCGGACGCCAGGGACACGUGGAUCUACUUGCUCGACGAGGGGACCACGGACGACCAGCUCGAGUACUUCUACGCGUUCGCCGAGGCCGGCUACGCGACGAGCCCGCCCGCGGAGACGCGCACGCUCUGGGGCCUCAAGCUCCAGGGCCACUUCGGGUGCAUCCCCAAGACGCACAUCUCGUGGGAGAAGUCGAAGCUGGUCACCGCGUUCUUCAAGGAGACGACGAUCCGAGACUCCGGCGUGCCGCUCGCGGGACCGCACAGAGACCACCUCGCGAUCGCGAUGCUGGCCCUGCUCUUCCUCGCGCCGGCGGCGCUGGCCUUUGGCGGCGGCCCGAAGCGCCCGCGCGGCCUCGCCCUGCGCGCCGGCUCGGCGGCCGUCGAGGAGCGCGCGCCGGCGCUGACGCUCUACCGCGACACGAACGGCUGGUGCCCGUUCUGCGAGCGCGUCUGGGUCGCGCUGGAGAAGAAGGGCAUCCCCUACGACGAGGUGCUCAUCAACCUCCAGGACAAGCCCGACUGGUACAAGGAGAUCGUACCGACGACGCUCGUGCCCGCGAUCGAGUUCCACGACGACGCCUGGGACGCGUCGGCGCGCGGCUCGGGCCGCCUCGUCUGGGAGUCCGCGGACAUCCUGGCGGCGCUCGACGCCGAGUUCGGCGGCCCGGCGCUCGCCGGCGCGGAGGCGCCGCUCAUGAAGCGCGUGCUCGAGACGUCCGUGGGCUUCGUCUACGGGCCGUCGAACCGGACGGCGACGGAGCUCUUCCUCGCGGAGCGCGCCUUCGCCAAGGCGCUCGACGCGCUCGACGCGGACCUCGCCGCGCGCGGGCCCUUCGUCCUCGGCGCGGACCUGUCGGCGCGCGACCUCGAGCUCGUCCCGACGAUGGAGCGCUUCUACUACCAGCUGCGCGUGCUCAAGCCCGACUUCCCGCCGCUCGACGCCGGCCGCCCGGGCCUGGAGGCCUGGUUCGCCGCCAUGGACGCCGAGCCCGCCUACGGGCGCCGCGUCAAGGGCGACGCGUACUCGUGGACGGCCGUGACGAGCUCGUUCCUCCGCAUCUUCCGCAAGGACGACCCGGCGACGGCGGCCAAGGUCGCGGCGGCCGACGCCGCGGCCGCGGCCAUGCUCGACGCGUGCGUCGGCGACCGCGCGGCGCUCCGCGACGCGCCCGCCGUCGCCGAGGCGCGCGCCAAGCUCGCGGCGAACCGCGCGGCCGUCGCGCGCGACGCCGCGGACCCGGAGCCGAAGACGCAGCCGGGCGUACCGCGCGCCGCGGCCGUUGCGUCCGCGGACGCGGCCAUCGACGCGGCGCUCGACGACCUCCGGCCGCGGCGCCGCGUCGCGCGCGCGCUGCGCCGCGUCCGCGGCGCGGCCCCGCUCGACGACGACGCCCGCGUCGCCGCGGCGGCCAUCGCGGCGCGCGUGUGCGCGCCGCGCGACAUGUCCGCGCCCGCGGCCCGCGCGCUGCGCCACGUGCUCCUCAAACGCGCGUAA
Messenger RNA from Aureococcus anophagefferens, 13539 nucleotides. RefSeq lists its product as hypothetical. NCBI's taxonomy places the organism in Eukaryota, Pelagophyceae, Pelagomonadales, Pelagomonadaceae. The transcript is spliced from 8 exons. The record is from RefSeq and is a predicted model, not a curated record. The coding region runs from base 1 to 13539 and encodes 4512 amino acids.